AUGUAUGAUGACACAGGAGUAUCAAGCAGAGGAGAAGAUCUCCAGCUGUAUGGGUCUUGCCGUCCCCUGCCCCAACAACCCGUAAGGAAAACUGGAAUUGUAGAAGACGAAUAUGAAGACUUUGACAAAGAGAGCGACUAUGACAGCAUCUCGGUGCCUCAGGAAAUGGAGGAGCCAAAGGCACUGCCUGAACCACCAGCCACAGCUCAAUGCACCUUAACUCUAGCCCGAUGGACCUUAACUCCAGCCCAAUGGAAAGGCUGUUGGAGAAACUGCCUGGUUCUGCUCCUGGCUCUUGUGGGUCUCCUGAUCGGCAUCAUUCUCCUUGUACAGCAUGCCGCCAUCUUCUCUGAGCUUCGGAAGCUGAAUACCAGCUGUGAUGUUUCAAUCAUCCCUCUAACAGCUGACAAAUUGAAGACCGCUUUUCUGAAAGAACUUAAAGCUUUAGAAGAACGUAAUUACAAGAGGAGUGAAGCAACUGAUAGAAAAGUGGAGGAACAAAUAUCUAAAUUGGAUGGAAAAAUAAAUGCAUUGGAAAAUAGAGAAAUCUGCAGGAGGACUGACCCUUUAUCCUGGCAUGAGUUUCUAGGAAGUUGCUACUACUACUCAGAAGACGAAAAACAAUGGGAAGAUGCCAGAAAAUUCUGCAUUACUAUCAGUUCCCACCUGGUCAUUAUUAACAGCAAGCAUGAGCAGAAUUUUGUGAUUACAAAAAUAAAGCUCACCUCGGUCUGGAUUGGCAUAAGUGAUGCAGUGAACGAGGGAGUGUGGCAGUGGGUUGAUGGAACAGCACCAACAGAAAGGUUCUGGAGGCAAGGAGAGCCCAACAAUAAUGAUGGUGUGGAAAAUUGUGCUGUCCUUUAUAAGGAGGGUAAUUGGAAUGACAUUGACUGUAAUUUAAAAGUCCACUUUGUCUGUGAGAAGCCAACAGGUUGCAAUUGCUAA
Podarcis muralis (Common wall lizard) is the source of this 945-nucleotide messenger RNA. Lineage: Eukaryota; Metazoa; Chordata; Lepidosauria; Squamata; Lacertidae. The record is from RefSeq and is a predicted model, not a curated record.